Molecule: messenger RNA, 1141 nt
Organism: Cynoglossus semilaevis (tongue sole)
Lineage: Eukaryota; Metazoa; Chordata; Actinopteri; Pleuronectiformes; Cynoglossidae
Gene: commd8
Product: COMM domain containing 8
Exons: 5
Coding region: 209-739 (176 amino acids)
Source: RefSeq, a predicted model, not a curated record
GCUUGCCUCUAGUCCCUUUAGUAAACCUGCAUAACAGAGUGGAAUAAAAUAUAAACAGUCUUUAAUAAUGUGCAUUAUGAGCAGUACGAUAUGUUUCAUAAUGCGAUAAUUUGAGUUAACUGGUUUACGACAUUUCACAAAAUCACCACAAAAGCAUUUCACAUCGGUACUGCACCACUGGGCGGAAGCGAAAGAACAGGAUGGAAACAUGGCCGCUGUGCUGAACAGACUGCCAGGUUCGGAUUGUGUCAAAUUUUGCCACAGGGCAGUGGAUGAACUGUGUGGCUCCAAGUCUUCUUGCAGAAGUGAUACCGCUGAUACCUUGAGUCUGAGCGAGAGCCUGAAUGUGUUGGACUCACUGAAAGCCUUCUACACCCUGGCUGUGGUGAAUAAUUACUCUGAUGAAGAGGUGCUGGCUGGCAUGACAGACUUGGACCACAGUCAUACCAAGGCUUUGCUAAAUGUCCUAAGAAGCAGAAAGGCAGAGAUACAUGCUGCGCUACUAGAAAAAACCAACUGCAUCUCCUCGACAUCCUUGCAAGAUUUUGACUGGCAGCUGAAGUUGGCUCUAUCCAGCGACAACAUCUCAUCUCUGCAAACCCCUUUGGUCAGCCUUAAUCUUAAUGUAAAGAGAAACGGCCACGUAACGCCUGUUGCCAUAGAGAUGAACAGAGAGGAGUUAAACACACUCAUCAGUUCAUUGGAAGCGGCCAAUAAGGUGGUACUGCAUUUGAUAUGAAGGAGAGACAAUGGGUGCUGGCAGGAACCUGCAGUAACUGGAUGAAAGCUUCCAGCUCUCAUGUUUUUAUUUAUCCAAUUUACGAUAGCUAGUGCUCUCCAUUUUGACUAUAUUUGUGCAGAUAUAAAAGUGUAAUUACCAUCUGAUGUGGCAUUAAAGAAAGUGUAAAGAAUAAGCAUUGUUUUUUUUUAUGUUGUUCCAGAGGUACCUCUGGCAUGAUGAUGUCAUAAUCUCAGUAUCGCCUGUUAUCAAGCUGCUCUGAUACUUAAGCUAGCAUGUAACUAGCUAGCACAAAAUGGGCCGUUUUCUGACAGUGCUGACAACAUAUUGGUUAAUAAUGUUCUUAUGCUAAACAAAUGUGAUGUUCAUCGAAUAGGGAAUAAAUGUAAAUGAGUUCAAGAC